AUGGUCAUACCGGAGUAUUUUAAAACGGAAGUCGAAGGAAAAACUAUACGAAUCAAGGUGGAACAAUAUUUGACGGAGAAUCAAAGAGAAAUUGAUCAUAACUACUUUUUCAAAAUUUAUAAUAACCUAAAUCUUCAAUUUGCUGCCGGACGUUACUUACUAACAUUAAAACGGAAACGACCGGCUCCAUAUAUGCAGAGUGUGUGGGUACUGGAAAAUGUGGAGAUUCCUGUAGAAAGCAGUGGCGUCUCUCUUAUUGGAAUUGUUGCUGGCGCUGACAAAAAUCAACCGGAUCUUUACUACGUGUGGACGAAGGAACGUCCGGUCGGACAAGAUAUUACUAUUAGAUCUAAGAAUAUUUCAUUGGGAACUUGGAUAACAAUGAGAAUUCCGAAAGAUCAAAUGAACAAAUAUGCUCUUGAAACCAAAAACUAUUCGAUGAUGGAGAAAAGCCUAUAUCCAACAGAGAUAAUGAACGGAACGAUUGCUCUGAAAUUAGAGUUGUGGCUGACUGCAAACUCAAGAGAGAUAAGUCAUCCAUUUGUAGGAAAUAUCAUAAAAAAAACUACAAACUUCUCGGAAUCUGGAAAAUACCUCAUCACAAUAAAACGACAGAUUAACAAGAAGGAUGUUCAGCCAAUCAAAAGUGUUUGGCAUUUAAUAGAUAGUAAACUUAUCGAGCUGGAAUCAACCCACGUGGCAUCAAUUGCCCACCCGCGUCAAUCACUGAUCGAUCAGAACAUUCAACGUGGACAAAACAGCUUCAAUAAUAGAGCGAGAUCUAAAUCCAGAGGAAGAUCCAUGUCUAGAGCGAGAGUCCAAGACAAUCAAAUUGAAUUAAAUGGAAUAGUUGUAGCAAACGGAACAGGUUGUAAAUAUGUGUUUUGCAAGGAACGACUCCCUGGAAACGAUAUUAAAAUAAAUGAUGAUUCGAAAUUGGGUCUAGGAAAAUGGGUACAAUUCCGUAUUUCACAACAAGAGAUGGACGAAUUCUUUCCGAAAGAAAUGCCUUCAAACGGAGAAUAUCCAAUGUUUUGGUGCCAAGAAUUCACCGAGAUUCCUGAAAUUCAUCCGACGAAAAUCAGUGGACAGAAAAAAGCUAUCCUCCUGGAGUUGGAACUUGAUAUUAAAGAAAAUUCAAGAGUAGAAGAUUUGUGGCACCCAUCUGUGAAUUAUAUUAUAAAUGAAUCUUACACAUUUCCCCAAUCUGGUAAAUAUUUAUUGACUGUUAUUCGAGGAAAAAACAGGACUGGCCUUGUAAAAAGUGUUUGGUUUUUAAGAGAAUAUAAAUUGCUAGAGCCUACCAAUCAACAUAACUCUAGUUUCGAUCAAAUGACGCCACAGAGACAAUCACUGAUCGAUCAAAACAUUCAACGUGGACAAAAUAGCUUUAAUAAUAGAGCUACAUCUUCAUCUAGAGGAAGAUCAAUGUCAAGAUCUAGAGCGGAUAACUCUCGUUUCGAUCAAAUGACUCCACAGAGACACGUCCAGUUUGACCAUUAUGGUAGAUCCAGUUCAAGACCAAGAGGAAUUUUGAAAAAUGCGAAUCCGAUCUUCGUGAGCAAUGUGAGUCCAAAUCCAGACGGGCCAUCUUCUUCAAGUCAGCCGGCUCGUUAUUCAUAUUCGCCUAGCCAAAUGACUCCUCAACCCGAUACCUACCUGCCAUCACUAUCUCCGAUUCCAGCUCCCCGUACUAUUGGUACAACUCCUCGCCAAUCUCAAACUAACGAGAAUCAAACUGGAAUUAUUAUCGGGAUUAAUUAUAAAGGAAGCUAUGAAAUGAUAUUUGUUUGGUUGAUUGCCGAGAAAACAGCAGCUGCAUUGAAAUUAACGUUCCCUUCUGGAAAACUGAAUCUCGGUCUUGGAUCAUUCUUCAGUGCUCCGUUUACUAAUGAAAAUGGGAGAUGGUCAUCGUCUGGACCGGUUACCAUAGUCGAUAAAAUCGAUGGAGUCUCAACCAGAGUGAACGGACAAGGUGGUGUUGAGCUCCAGGUUUAUGCUGAGGGACUGCAUGAGCCAGAUCACAAGCACUUUAACUACCCGUGGAUUCCUCAUGAUUAUUUUGGAGAUAUAAUAGACAAUCGAGGGCAACUUGAAAUGCACGGGAAAGUCAAAUACCAUAUGAUAAUAAAAAGAAGCCGUGUCAAAUCGGAAGAAAACUUUCAGUGGGUCGUCGUGGAGCAAAUUAGAGUUUAA
This is a messenger RNA of Caenorhabditis remanei, 2196 nucleotides long. RefSeq lists its product as uncharacterized. Bases 1 to 2196 code for a protein of 731 amino acids. The transcript is spliced from 13 exons. Lineage: Eukaryota; Metazoa; Nematoda; Chromadorea; Rhabditida; Rhabditidae. The record is from RefSeq and is a predicted model, not a curated record.